AUGCAAACAACAGGUAUGUCUUAUUAUACUGUACUACACAUUAUAAAGACAUAUCUAACCACACUUCUAUAAUCCCAUUCAGUAUAAUACCUGCAUGCAUAACCACAACUUACAAAGGUUUCCAAAUGUCAGAAGGAGGGGAGAAAAUCUGGAAAAGUAGACAACCGUUAUAUAUAGAUUCAGCCAUGGCUAAAAGCGAAGCUCCCAUUGAAAAGUUAAGUGAUUUUGGAGUGAAACAAAUGUUAUAUCGAGUUGAUAUAGCCUUAUGUGUACACCGAAAAAGGUGUACGGUCAAAUUUAAGAGCAAUAAUGGCUCUUGAUCACAGUAGAUAAUGCGUGGAAAACAAAUCAGGCCGAUCGACAAUUUUACAAAUUCUUGCCAAUAAAUCUGGAUGCAUGCAAACCAAUCUUUUAUUUUUUUUAAUACACCAUAUCUGAGGAGAAAGAGUACUAUGAGGCGCUGUUUUUAUCAUACAGACCUCGUACAUAAUGCAGUAUUUCACAAUUUUUCAAGACAAAUUGCAUUCAUUCAAUAUUCAGGACCAUCGAAGCACGCGAGGACUUUUAAUUACUGAAAUCGUUCAAAAAAUUUCCAAAAUCACCCAUACGGCCAGCCGGUUCUAACUUUUAACAAGCGCCAAAUUUGUGAAGAAAUUUUAAAAGAGUUACGCUUCAACGUGAUAAAGAAUUUAUUAAGUCUAUUUUUUAUACAUGGUUUUAUAACGAUGUGUAAUCUUAAAAAGCGUUUGCUACGCUCGGCAUUUUGAGUACUCCUGCAAGCGAUGGUUAUGAACGGCUGAAAACAAACGGCAAAGCGAUGAAAAUUACACCUUUGAGACUACCAACAAUCAAUAAAGAACUAUAAUUCGGUAGAACAUUUACAGAGACAACAAUUUUCAUGCACGAAAACAAAUGAGUAUUUAAGUGUCUCUAAGAAUCCUCAAGUCUUCAGUAGUAAGCUUAAAGAUUAAGUUUAUGUUUUUAGCCGCCGGUUUCCCGGGCCUGUUUGCUGUUUCCAAAGAUGAACUCAGGACAAGAAAAUCGCUCAAAGCUUUCUUCCUAAAGCCAAAAUUAUAACUAAAUAUUCUUCGGAAAGUCUUUUCUUUCUAUUUAUGGUGAAUUAAUAUCUAAAGGCAGAGAUGCCAACCUCUGGAGAUUUAAAAUCUGGAGACUCUCUGUUUUCCAUUAGCCCACUACCCCCGGAAAUCUAGGACAUUAUAUCAAGUCUUACAUGAAGUAGAUACCAUCAAAAUUCGCGAUCAUCGUUUUGAUGCCAGAAAUAAUCUUUGUCAGUGACUAAAUAGGUGUAAAAUGCCUCAGAAACAGUAUUACCAACACGAAAAAUUCAAGUUUUGAACUAAAAAUGGGCUAAAUUUCAAACUAAGGCACAGAAAAGCUCAAAAGAUGAUUUUAUCCAGGAGAUAAAGCGAUCCGUACGGGAGACCGGGAGAUUGGUGUCGUAUCUGGGAGACUCCCGGAUAAUCCGGGAGGGUUGGCAUGUAUGUAAUGGCUUUUUAAAGUUCUGUAAGCUUAAGCUUAUAUCAAACCUCAUACUAGGCCAGAUCACUGUCUCAGUCAAAUCUUAAUAAAAACGUGCAUAAACUAGCUUCAUAAACUGUGCCGCUGGACUUCAUGAAAUUAGAUAUAAAUACAACAAUUACUCAGGCUUACCAUAUUUCGAGAUGCAGCUCCUGAAAGCUGUCAAGAAAGGCAAGGAUCGCUUGAGUCUUUAUACUUCUCGCACGCAUCCAGCAAGGUGAAAAACAAAAUCGAUGCCAUCCGAAAUCGGAUUAUCGGCUCAGACAAGCGACUCAUUUCUCAAUGAAAAACCCAAUAAACAAACCAGCCUUGAAUAAGAGAACACUCUUUAUAGCAGCUGUAUUUCAUUUUGUACAUCCAGUGGAAAAAGACAGUGAAAAACAUUGCAAGCUGACUCAAAACUCUGUCAGCUUCAGGUGUCAAAGUAAACAACUUUCAAGAUGCUGCAUAAAUUUUACGCAUGAAUUCACCUGUCAAAUUUUAACCAAUCAGAGCAUAAAAAUUGGAUGGGAGCGUGACCAACACGUGACCAUGGUAAGAAAAGGUCUUCCCCGCCUGUAUUUUAAAAAAACUGGCUGAAUUUUUGGGUCUGAGGUCAGUUUGAAAUCAAAAUCGUAAUAGUGCUGGGCGAUACUGACAUGAACACAACAUAUUUGAUAUGAAUUAAAAAAAAAGUAAACGUGAGCCUGCAAUCAUUUGAAAACGAAUAAAUUGUCAGCGGAUAACUUCAAAAAAUACUCGACCUUUAUGGGUCGACACCUGAGCCCGUGAUACGGUCUGGUGAUACUGGUCAGCGGAUACCCUGUUUUGACAGCUGUCAAUUGAUGACAACAUUGAUGUGCAAUCAGCUUUCUCCUGGGCUCCCGAAGUAGCUAGAAAGUGUAAGAGUAAACACUGGUAUGCCUGUGGUGCGGACGGACGGUCGGUCAGUCAGUUGGUCGGAUGGUCAUGUGAUUACCAAAUUUUCUGGGAUGGGUAGAUUACCUUAGCUAUGGGGCUCCGCCCACGCGCGCGUGGAGCUCUGCUAAGAAUUGAAGACUGCAAAGGCCCUGACUCUAGGGGGGUUAGUUAAGUCAACAGCAUACAAUCAAGUAGCCUAGAUGAAACUCAGGCAGCUGCCAACUUUUUUUAAAACCAUUGGGCUUCAAAUCCAAUACUUAUAUACCUUCACUUAACUCAUAACAUUCACCUUCAUUUCAGAAACAAUAUGUUAUGAUGAUGCAUGCCAUCUGAAAAAGUAUGCAAACAACCCAGCUAGAAACAGUUUAACAGCCACUACAAGGACGAUGGCUGGAAUGGAAAUGGUGGUGGAUAAGUUCCAUUUUCCAAAUCAUGUCGAUCGGUGGUGUAAGACCAACUGCAAUCCCUAUAACAGUACAAAACUCAAGGUAGUUUCCCUUUUUUAGUUCAAUUAUAAAAACAGAAACUGCUUCCAUCCAUGUUCACUGCAUGCAUCGAUCACUCUUUAACAUAACAGCAAGAUAUGAAUGCCCUGCAAAAAAACAGAUAAAGAUACAAUCUGAUCCACCCCCUUUCAUAAUAUUUAAUUAACUACAUUUUUGUAAUAAAAUAAAAAUAUAAUAUGCCAAUCAAUUCCAGCCCAACCAAAACAAUACCUAACGCGAAAUGGUCAACCCAAGAGAUGCCUGCUGGGCCAACUGAAAUAGCCAGGUGCAUAAUUUAGAGGAUAAUUGAUUUAUAUUACCAUAAAUAAUUAAUAAUGCUUUACUAACAUAUAGACACUCUUCAUCAAAAACCCUCAAACUUAUUCAUGUAAAAAUGCCUACAACAGUUUGCCAUAUGGAAUUUACAAGAUUAAAAUUAUUUGGGCUACAUACAAAUCCAUAAAGCUAAAUGCUUCAAUUGCUUAUCAAAUGAAAAUUGCUUGACUCCAUUUUUGUUCGAUUUUUUCCGGGAUGUCAACACUGAAGUAUGUGAACAAUUGUUCUCCUGGUUAUCCAGGUUCUCAAUUAUUACGAAGCACAUGAACAGAUGGCGGUUUCUUUUCCUUAUGUCGUACCUUUUGGACCAACACAAUGAGGACAUCGCUAAUAAUAAGCAGUGGUGA
Porites evermanni is the source of this 3607-nucleotide messenger RNA. Lineage: Eukaryota; Metazoa; Cnidaria; Anthozoa; Scleractinia; Poritidae. The record is from the annotation of a GenBank genome assembly.